Messenger RNA from Mesorhabditis spiculigera, 3507 nucleotides. NCBI's taxonomy places the organism in Eukaryota, Metazoa, Nematoda, Chromadorea, Rhabditida, Rhabditidae. The record is from the annotation of a GenBank genome assembly.
AUGACACAGGACCAGCGAUUGGCCGAAGUGAUUCUUGACGAUGGCCCCGUAUUGCCGGACGCACCAUUCCACCGACGUGGUGGUGCCAAGCUGACGACUUCACAGUUUGUGGAGGACCUAAGACAAACAAUCGACGGACUGGAGCUGAACACGGUCGACGUAAAUAAAUUGGACAAACGGGCGCUCGAGGGGCUGGUGGAGGUCUGGAAGCGGCGGAACGAGAAAAGCGACGCCGGAUUCCAGUCUCUCCUCCUCGUGCUCGAAUAUUGCCUGUGCAACGUUGUCGAGGGUCAUCAGCACUUUGAGGAUUUAGUGUCGGCCCUCGGUUUUCAUACAGUAAAUUUCUGGAAAAUCGUGGUGCCUCAUAUUUAUGACUCGGAUCUGUCGCGAGGCACCAAAUUCCGAGAUGCUCUUCUCUUCUCCUUGACCCUAUAUGACGUUAAUACUGGCCGGAGUCGAUUAAAAGAACUUUACGCAGCGGUGCCCGGGAUUCGAAAAUCGCUCCUUGCCAGUGAAGAUGAUGAAAAUUCGACGAGUUUCCAGACGGGCGGCCUGGCCGUUACCCAUUUUCAUCAAAGAGUAAUCAACGUCUCAAACGCCCCGCCGUUUUCGAUCAAAAAGGAGAAGAGCGGCCAAUGGGAGAUUAAGCAGGGCUCCGGCGGCUUGGUCGCCUGUGUGGAUCCAGUGAUGUCAAAAGAUCACGAGAAUGUGUGGCUGGCCAAUCUGGGAAUGAACGUCUCGAAGAAGACGCCUUCGGUGAAAGGCCUGGGAGAAGAGGGACCGUUUUUGGUACCGGCCACAAAUACGCUUGGGAUUCCUUUGAUAAAGCAGACGAUUGGGGAGGUGCUUUUCCAUGUUAUUGCCGACGACGACAAGCCGGACAAAAACAAGACGCAGGAGCAGCGGAAGACUAGGCAAAACUUGCUGAAUCCAGUGGUCGUACAGGAAGAGGACUACAACGUUUACUACGGCGGCAUUUCCAAUGGAUUACUAUGGCCGGUACUGCAUAACCUCCCCGAAUACAUUGUCAAUGAGUACGAAGAUGAACAGGUUCUCCGGGACCAUUGGUGCUCCUACGUGCGCGUCAACUACCAAUUUGCGAUAGAUGCGGUCAGGAAUAGCCGAGCGCAGGACUUCAUCUGGAUCCACGACUACCAUCUGAUGCUCACUGGGCUGAUUAUGCAAGGCAUGGACUCGACGCUUGAGGUCGGAUUCUUCCUCCACAUCCCCUUCCAACCGCCAGAGGAAUUUUUCACAAAAUAUGGGACCGUUGGGCUGCCGAUCAUCCGGGGUUUGCUGAGGUUUACGAAGGUCGGCUUCCAAACGCAUCGGGACCGCUCAAAAUUCGUCGAAGUUGUCGAAAAGUAUCUACGCGGAGCCUACGUCGAGUACGACAAAGCGACGGACAUCUUUACCGCUGUCCACGAGGGCUGGAGCUGCUCCCUGGGCGUGUUUCCGGUUUCCAUAAAAAACGAGGACUUUUUGAAGUUUGCGAACCUGCCUGAGACCGAGAAGCUGAGGUUGAAGUUUAGGGAAAAGAUUCUUGGUAAAAGUCCAAGUGAGGACGGGCGGUUCUUCUUUUCGGUGGAAAGAUUCGAUUACACGAAGGGGAUCAAGGAGAAGCUGGUGGCCUAUGAGAGAUAUUUUGAGAAGUACCCGGAUCGGGUGGGAAAGGAUGUGCUAUGGCAGAUCGCGGUCACAAACCGUCGAUCCGUCGAUACUUAUCGCGUCUACCAGGAUGAAUGCCUUGACAUGGCCGACAAGAUUAAUCAACGAUUUUCCGAUCCGUCGAACCCUGCGUGGAAACCGUUGAUAUUCGAGACGGAUGGGCUUCCGCGAGAGCAGCUCGUCGCCGCCUACUUGGCGAUGGACAUUGGCAUUGUUACGCCGAAGAAGGACGGGAUGAAUUUGGUGGCCAAAGAAAUGUUGGUCGUCAACCCGAACGCUGGAAUCAUUCUCUCGUCCGGCGCCGGUUCUGAAGUUCAAUUCACGACAGCUGGUCUGUACGAUGAGCACGGCGAGAAGACGUACAAGCGGGUUGCUGACCCCUACGAUGUUGAGCGAUACGCCGACGCCUUCUACGCGGCGGCCAUCGAGUCCAAGGAGGAACGCGCUCAACAUGGGGCUAGAUUGUCGGAAUUCGUAAAAGCCAACGACAUUGAGAGGUGGAGCACGGCAUUCCUGGACCCGAGUUGGACGCAUCAGGUCAUUCGCCCAAUUCACGUGGAAACCCUCGACGAUUUCUACUCGCUAAUGAUGCGAACCAGGAACAUUAGACGUCAAAUCGUGGAGCGGGUGCUGAAGGGGAUUCCGAUAAAGCCGCAUUUCGGAAUAUCGCUGAGGAAUGCUAAGGAUUCGUUGGAGCAGAGUUGCAUUCCGAAUACGAAGACAUUGUUGCUGAAAUCUUCUCCGGACUCACCAGAGAUGGCCAAAUUCGGGAUCGAGGACGAGGUGUGGGAGUUCGAGAAGGAUCUCUCGUUCAUCAGCCACCUACAAAGCGAUGACGUUGAUAACGUGGAGCGAUUUGUAGAUACCCUCGUCGCCCAGCAUCCAAUCUCGACCGAAGCCUUCAAAGAGGAAGUCAACCGAGCCGUCGAACUGCUCUACGACGCUGAUCAUUUCCAGUACUUUUUCACCGAUCGUGAUGGGACGUUGAAGAGCUACUCCUGCUCGUAUCCAGCUUCUAUACAACCGGCUUAUUCCGGAGUGAUUCAGUCUCAAUUCGCAAGAAGAUGUGCUCAGACUUGCGCGAUUUUGACCACCGCUCCACUGUUCCACAUCGGUAUCCUGGACGUAUCGACAAUACCGGAAGGAUAUUACUACUACGGGGCGUCCGCGGGCCGAGAGUGGUUUAUCGACCCGGGCAACAAGUUCAAGGACAACUCCAUCCCGGCUGCACAUCUGGAAAUGUUGGAUCGGGUAUUCGAUGGUAUCUCCUCCCUACUCGAUAAGCCCGAGUUCAAGCCGUUCACCUGGGUGGGCUCCGGGUUGCAAAAACAUUGCGGCCACAUCACCAUCGCCCUGCAGGACAUCUACAAGUCGGUGAACCCGAACUUGUCGCAAAAGUUGGCGUCGAGUGUGAAAACCAUCGUGCAAGCCGUCGACCCGGAGGCGACAACCUUAUUUAUUAACCAGGCUGAGCUGGAUUUGAAGAUUUGUCUCAGGGACAAUGAAGAUGGGCGGACGUUCAAUAAGGGCGAUGGUGUUCGGCUGCUUUGCACGACGAUGAAAUGUGAUUUGAAGGAAGGCAAUAUUCUCGUCUGCGGCGACUCCGACACGGACUUACCAAUGCUCGAGCACUGCCUGGAAAAUGCGCCCUCGGAGCAUGUGUACACGAUUUGGGUUACGGUAUCGGAAACGUUGAAGCAAAAGGUAUCCUCUCUCUGCGAUCGAUACGGCAAUCGGAAUGUCGCGUUUGUGUCCUGUCCAGAAGUUCUCCUCGGCGCCAUGGCCCAGGCAACAAUUCUAGAGAUCCAGGUGGCCCACCCAAGGAAAUUCUCUCAAAUU